This is a messenger RNA of Rhinocladiella mackenziei CBS 650.93, 936 nucleotides long. RefSeq lists its product as uncharacterized. Gene Ontology annotation, molecular function: oxidoreductase activity. Bases 1 to 936 code for a protein of 311 amino acids. Lineage: Eukaryota; Fungi; Ascomycota; Eurotiomycetes; Chaetothyriales; Herpotrichiellaceae. The record is from RefSeq and is a predicted model, not a curated record. The transcript has 4 exons.
AUGGCGGAGAUCAUCGUUGACCAGGCGACUCUCGACUCCGUGAAGGGCAAGGUGGUGGUUCUUGCGGGCGGCGCUCAAGGUAUUGGGGCCGCAACAGUUGGGCUAUUCUAUGAAUCUGGAGCUCACGUCUUUUUCGGUGACUGGGAUGAAACCAAGGGCACAAAACAUGCAGAGGAACUUCGCGCUUCGGUAUCGUCGUCGGGGAGCGUGACGUAUCUCAAAGUCAACGUACGCGAAUAUCAAUCCCUUCUCUCGCUGUUUGAUGCGGCGUACAAUAAGCACGGCCAAAUCGACAUGGCCAUCUGCUGCGCCGCGGUGACAGAACGGCCUGGAUACUGGGAACCAGACAAGCUGAACCUGGAAAGCACCCCGACCGGCAUCACGGACGUGAUCGACAUCAACCUGAAUGGCACGAUAUACUUUGCUCGCCUCGCGGUCGCGUUUCUCAAGGAGAGGCACACAGUGGAUCCGAACCCAAGCAGCCCAGAAUCCAUUCUGUCGUCAAAGUGCAUCACGCUCGUCUCCUCCGUUGCCGGCUUCAAGGAAUCCCCCGGUCUCUUCGCUUAUUCGGCAGCCAAGCACGGCGUGAUGGGGUUGAUGCGAGCCUUGCGCCCAUUCCUUCCGCCUGUUUACGGGUUGAGGGUCAAUGCCAUUUGCCCCUGGGCAACCGACACUCAGCUCCUCUCUGGCGUACGGACCGCCUGGGUGAAGAACCUGAUGCCGAUGAACACACCUGGUGAUGUCGCGCGAUAUAUAAUCCAAGUCACCGCGGAGCCAUCGACGCACGGAAAAGCACUGUUCGUGACUGGCGGUAACGCUGUGGAUAUCGAGGAGGGAAUCAAUCGCACUGAGCCCCAGUGGUUGGGGGAGAAGAAUAGCAAAGAUCUCAACGCCGGUCAAGUGAUUUUGGGGUUGGUGAGUGGUUUUCCAUUUUAA